This is a messenger RNA of Melanotaenia boesemani (Boeseman's rainbowfish), 5848 nucleotides long. RefSeq names its product adhesion G protein-coupled receptor B3 (gene adgrb3). The coding region runs from base 496 to 5010 and encodes 1504 amino acids. The transcript has 30 exons. The record is from RefSeq and is a predicted model, not a curated record. Gene Ontology annotation, molecular function: G protein-coupled receptor activity. Gene Ontology annotation, cellular component: plasma membrane; postsynapse; synaptic cleft. Lineage: Eukaryota; Metazoa; Chordata; Actinopteri; Atheriniformes; Melanotaeniidae. Gene Ontology annotation, biological process: neuron remodeling; adenylate cyclase-activating G protein-coupled receptor signaling pathway; negative regulation of angiogenesis.
CCAACACCUCACAUCCACCCACUACGGAUUUUUUUUUCUUUUUUUUCCUCUCGUAUUUCCAGACCACAGGGGUAACGCGACUUACAGGAGAAAUCAGUGGGAAAACAGAGACGCGGAGUCUGCCAAUUUAAUUUAUGGUAAUACUGUAAGAAUAGCUCGGUUCUCAUCACUCCAAGAAUUUCUUCCCCCUCUCUGUCCCUCUUGGUCUUUCUCUCUCCGUCUGUGUCUCUUGCUCGGUGGCUGUCGUGUGUUGUUGCGCUGUGUUCUGAUGGGAAAAACCCAGAAGAAAAAGACGGUGGGGGAUAUGAGCGGGCAGAUCGGAGUGUAACGCAUUUUAUUUCCAUUUUCAUUGAACCAUCUUGUUGCGCCGGACUUCUAUUGUGGAGAAUGGGGACUAUUGAUUCACUGGAGGGCUGCAGAAUUUAUUUAUAAAGGAUGUGGUCAAUGUUGGGAAAAUAGCCAUAGCUUCCGCAGUGUAAGGCCAAAUGACAUAGGAUGAAGGCUGUUCGAAACCUGUUGAUUUAUAUAUUUUCCACCUAUCUUCUGGUUAUGUUUGGAUUAACUGGUGCCCAAGAUUAUUGGUGUUCCACUCUGGUCAAGGGGGUCAUUUAUGGAUCAUAUUCAGUGACUGAAAUGUUUCCCAAGAACUACACAAACUGUACAUGGACGCUGGAGAACCCAGACCCUACCAAAUACAGCAUCUACCUUAAGCUAUACAAGCGAGACCUGAGCUGCUCUGAAUAUUCUCUGCUUGCUUAUCAGUUUGAUCAUUACUCACAUGAGAAGAUUAACGAAUUGUUGAAAGUGAAUGAGUCUAUAGUGUAUCUCUGUGAUUCAAAGAAUAACUACAUAUUUUUGCUGUAUGACAAGAAUUUUGCUCAACUGCGGAGAGUUUUCCCUUAUGAUUAUAAUGGAUUGACGCCACAGAAGCUGGAUGAGGAGGAGAAGUCUAUUGUGGAGUUUCUGGUGUUUAAUAAGGCAAGCCCUAGCCAGUUUGGGUGUCAAGUGCUUUGUACAUGGCUGGAAAACUGCCUGAAACUAGAGAAAGGGACAGUGGAAACAUGUGGGAUCGUCUACACAAAAUGCACAUGUCCUCAGCAUUUAGGCGAUGGAGAAUCAGAGAGCAUGCUCAUGCUCAACAACGUGGUUUUACCUUUAAAUCCACAAACGGAGGGUUGCCUGUCACCUCAACUACAAGCCGGGCAGAUCUGCAAUCUGAGCGCGGAAGUGAAGCGACCCCCUAAAGAAGAAUAUGGAAUGAUCGGAGAGCAUACAGUAAAAAGUCAGCGGCCAAGAUCAGUUCAUGACACAAAGGCCCUGCAGGAGCAAGCUGAAUCUGCUAAAUUUAUGGCACAAACUGGUGAAUCAGGUGCAGAGGAGUGGUCCCAGUGGAGCUCAUGCUCUGUAACAUGCGGUCAAGGGUCGCAGGUGCGAACAAGAACAUGUGUCUCACCAUACGGAACACACUGCAGCGGCCCUUUAAGAGAAUCAAGGGUUUGCAAUAACACUGCCCCUUGUCCAGUACACGGUGUAUGGGAAGAGUGGUCACCGUGGAGUCUGUGCUCAUUCACGUGUGGCCGAGGUCACCGCACUAGGACUAGGAUGUGUGCUCCUCCCCAGCAUGGAGGCAGGGCCUGUGAUGGACCUGAGACCCAGACUAAGCUUUGCAACAUAGCCCUAUGCCCAGUGGACGGACAGUGGCAGGAGUGGAGCUCUUGGAGCGAUUGCUCGGUGACCUGUGCCAAUGGCACUCAGCAGAGGACCAGGCAGUGCUCAGCAGCCGCCCAUGGGGGAUCUGAAUGUCGCGGUCACUGGGCAGAAAGCAGAGAGUGCCAUAAUCCUGACUGCACAGCAAAUGGCCAGUGGAAUCCUUGGGGUCCAUGGAGCGGCUGCUCUAAGUCCUGCGAUGGCGGAUGGCAGAGACGAGCACGGGUGUGUCAGGGGGCAGCAGUGACUGGGCAGCAGUGUGAUGGAAAUGGAGAAGAAGUCCGAAAGUGCAGUGACCAACGCUGUCCAGCACCGUAUGAGAUUUGUCCAGAGGACUAUGCUGUGUCAAUGGUGUGGAGACGGACCCCUUCAGGAGAGCUGGCCUUCAACAGAUGCCCACCCAAUGCCACAGGCACCACUAGUCGACGCUGCUCUUUGGAUCACCGUGGUAUGGCCUUCUGGGAGCAGCCCAGCUAUGCUCGAUGCAUAACAAAUGAAUUCAGAUACUUGCAGCAAUCAGAGGUUCAGGGGCACCUUGCAAAGGGCCAAAGGAUGCUGGCAGGGGAUGGGAUGUCCCAGGUCACUAAAAACCUGCUGGAUCUCACCCAAAGGAGAAACUUUUAUGCAGGUGACUUGCUUUCUUCAGUGGAGAUUCUUCGCAAUGUGACAGAAACCUUCAAGAGGGCAAGCUAUGAGCCAUCAUCAGAUGAUGUGCAAAACUUUUUUCAAAUCAUCAGCAACCUCUUGGAGGAGGAAAAUAAGGAGAAAUGGGAAGAUGCACAAAAGAUCUACCCUGGAGCAGUGGAGCUCAUGCAGGUCAUCGAGGAUUUCAUCCACAUUGUUGGACUGGGCAUGAAAGAUUUCCACAAUGCCUAUCUAAUGACUGGAAACUUGGUGGCCAGCAUCCAGAGACUUCCUGCCGUCUCUGUGAUGACUGACAUCAACUUCCCCAUGAAAGGUCGUAAAGGUAUGGUCGACUGGGCCAGGAACUCAGAAGAUAAAGUGGUCAUCCCAAAGGGCCUCUUUGUUUCCCAGUCAGCAGAUAUGGAAGGAUCCCCUGUCUUCAUUCUGGGAACAGUCCUUUACAAGACUCUUGGACUUAUGCUACCUUCACCAAAGAACCACACAGUUGUGAACUCAAAGGUUAUUGCUGUGACUGUAAGACCUGAACCCAAGGCAACUGAGUCCCACCUGGAGAUUGAACUGGCUCACCUCACAAAUGGAACAUCAAACCCCUACUGCGCACUGUGGGAUAACACCAUAAUGAACGAUUCUUGGGGAGCCUGGUCCACAAAAGGAUGCAAAACGGUGCUUACAGAUGCAUCCCAUACAAAAUGCUUGUGUGAUCGUGUAUCUACCUUCGCCAUUUUGGCUCAGCAACCAAGAGAAAUAACCAUGGAGUACUCAGGGGUCCCAUCUGUGACAUUGAUAGUUGGCUGUGGUUUGUCUUGCCUCGCCUUGAUCACACUGGCAGUGAUCUACGCUGUGUUAUGGAGAUAUAUCCGCUCUGAACGAUCCAUUAUCCUGCUCAACUUCUGCUUAUCUAUAAUCUGCUCAAACAUAUUGAUCCUGGUUGGACAAACACAGACCCACAAUGUGGGAGUCUGCACCAUGACAACAGCCUUUCUGCACUUCUUCUUCCUCGCAUCGUUCUGCUGGGUCCUCACAGAGGCCUGGCAGUCCUACAUGGCGGUGACAGGAAAGGUUCGGACCCGGCUCAUCCGCAAGCGCUUUCUGUGUCUGGGCUGGGGAUUACCAGCUUUAGUAGUUGCUGUUUCAAUGGGAUUCACCAAAACAAAAGGCUAUGGGACACCCUUAUACUGUUGGCUCUCUUUGGAGGGUGGGCUCCUGUACGCCUUUGUUGGACCUGCAGCAGCUGUUGUUCUGGUCAACAUGGUGAUUGGUAUCUUAGUGUUUAAUAAACUAGUGUCCAGAGAUGGAAUACUGGACAAGAAGCUGAAGCAUCGUGCAGGGUAUGACAGCACAUCCUUACAGAUGAGUGAGCCGCAUACAGGAUUAACUCUCAAGUGUGCCAAAUGUGGUGUCGUAUCAACAACUGCUUUAUCAGCAACUACAGCCAGCAAUGCAAUGGCAUCCUUGUGGAGCUCCUGUGUGGUCCUACCUCUGCUGGCUUUGACCUGGAUGUCUGCAGUGCUCGCCAUGACAGACAAGCGCUCCAUCCUCUUUCAGAUCCUCUUUGCUGUCUUUGACUCGCUGCAGGGUUUUGUCAUUGUGAUGGUGCACUGUAUCUUGAGGAGAGAGGUCCAAGAUGCUUUCAGAUGUCGGCUCAGAAACUGCCAAGAUCCAAUCAGCGGUGAUGCAACAGGAACCUUCCCUAAUGGGCAUGCUCAGAUAAUGACGGACUUUGAGAAAGAUGUGGACAUCGCCUGCCGAUCAGCACUCCACAAAGACAUGGGCUCUUGUCGUGCCGCCACCAUAACAGGCACCCUCUCCCGCAUUUCUCUCAACGAUGAGGAGGAUGAGAAGGCCCCUGAGGGCCUCAACUACUCCACGUUGCCUGGCAACAUCAUCUCCAAAGUGAUAAUCCAGCAGCCUUCAGCCCUGCACAUACCAAUGGGAGUUGGUGAGCUGAAAGAGCAGUGCAUGGUCGACAGCGGUGCCGACAUGCGCCGCACCGUUUACCUGUGCACAGACGACGCCAUGCGCCAGAGCGACCAAGACAUGGGUGGGCACGACAUGGAGGGCCACCCAGUCCAAGGUCAGAUGAUGGAGACGGACUACAUAGUCAUGCCUCGUGCCUCUGCAGCAGCUCUGUCAGGGCCGGGUAAUGUGCCCACCCUGCUAAAAGAUGACACCAAGAUGAACAUCACGAUGGAUACGCUGCCACACGAGAGGCUAAUGCAUUACAAGAUGAGUCCUGACUUCAACAUCAGCCCAUCAGGCAUGGACCACAUGAAUGUGAACCUGGAGCAGCAGUAUCCUAGUGUUCCAGAGCAGACGCAAAGUCGGCCCUUUGAACCUCGCACGGCUGUUAAGAACUUCCUUGCUGAGAUGGAGGAGUCAGGGGCACUUUCUAGGAGUGAGACCGGGUCUACAAUAUCUAUGAGCUCCCUGGAGAGAAGAAAGUCACGAUAUUCUGAUCUGGACUUUGAGGACAAGGCAAUGCCAAAACAGAACCCAUGGGAGAGCUACAAUCCAGCCUGUGAGUACCAGAACUACGCCACUAUGAAUGUACUAGAAUCUGACACCAAGGACUCACUGGAGAUGACGCCUGCAGAGUGGGAGAAGUGUGUCAACCUACCCUUAGAUGUCCAGGAGGGGGACUUCCAAACUGAAGUCUAGAGGGUGAAGGAGGAGAAAAUGCAAACUAGAAAAGGAGGAGAUGGGGAUGUUUUUUGCACUGAAUAAAGCAACAGACUUUUCUAACAGCCUUGGCAUACAUAUCUGGAGUGUGGCAGGGACAUUAUGUGCCAAUACAAAUAUAAAGACUGGUUAGAGAGAAAAAGAGAAGAAAAAGGGAUAAAAACAUCAGUGUUACUUUUGUAUUCUCACUAGUGUACUUAGUGUGGGGCAGCCUGGUGUACAAUAUUUACCAUCAUGUGUUUCAAAUUAUCUGUUGAGGAAUUGGCUAAAAAAGGUAAAAACUCUAGACAAAACCUCACAAAGCAAAUGACAUGCCAUGUCGUCCCAGCUUCAUCGGGUCUAGUUUUGAUUUUCUUAAAACUGGAUCCGGGAGCACAAUGUAUAUAUUUAUGCAGGUUUUUAAAAAGUUUAUAACAGUCCGUUUGGCCAUUACUACACUUUUUACUUUAUAAUAUAAAACAUGGGAGGCAAAGAGGAUUUUUCUGUCAUAUUAAAAUGAAUGUUUGUCCAGCUACAUUCUUCAUUGCUUUAAAUGCAAUAAAGAUAAUACUCACUUUUAUAUAAAUAAUAUAUUUCACAACUUUAAUACUGCAGAAUCUGCUUGAAGGAUCCCAGCAAGCUCUCUCAUCUGCAGCUCUGUAUAAAAUAUUUAAAAACAAAAUGUUGUAUGGUGUAAAUAAACUUUUGUCUACAUAUGUUUUACUUGUGCCAAUUUAUUUUAAUGAGAAAAAAAGAUGCCAACCUGAUCAAAAGUUAUAGCGAAAAAUGUUAACAUUUGAAAAGGAAUGUAAAUAAAAGAGGAAAUAUGUUCGUACUG